AUGGAAGUCUACAUCAAUAAUAUGCUAGUCAUGUCAGCACAAGCGGGAGAUCAUUUUCAACACCUGCCAGACACUUUCGAAAUUCUCCGCAAAUACAACAUGAAGCUAAAUCCAGAAAAAUGUGCUUUUGGCAAGGCUUCAGUGGACCAAGACAAGAAUGAGAAGCAGGAGCUUUCAAAUAGGUGCGAGAAAAAGAAGUCAGGGACUUUAUUUGACGAAACAUUAUCUACCGGUUUGGAGUUCCAACAAAAAUCCCAAUGGGCAAGCUGGGUCAACAACAAAGUUAUUAUUAAUAACUUAAAUAAGAGAUUAGAUGAAUCAAAAAGCAAAUGGCCAGAAGUGUUACCAGGGGUAUUGUGGGCUUAUCGAACGACACCAAAAACGAGUACAGGCGAGACUCCAUUUUCACUUGUCUAUGGCACUGAAGCCUUAAUUUCGGUAGAAAUAGGUGAACCAAGUACAAGAUACACACAUGUAAUUGAGGAGUCAAAUAAGGAAAAGAUGCGAAUGAAUUUGGAUUUACUAGAAGAAAGGAGAGAAGCAGCAUUAAUAAGAAUGGCGACUCAAAAACAGAUAAUUGAGCGAUAUUACAAAAGGAAAGCUAAUCCAAGAUACUUCAAGAUUUGGGACUUUGUCCUCAAAAAGGUGCUUCAAUUAACAAAAGCGUCUAAUGCGGGAAAGUUAAGUCCGAAUUGGGAAGGCUCUUAUAGGGUUCGAGGUAUCACUGGAAAGGGAGCAUAUGAGUUGGAAGCCAUGGAUGGCAAGAUAUUACCAUCAAACUGGAAGUUGUUCAUCUGA
This is a messenger RNA of Nicotiana attenuata, 798 nucleotides long. RefSeq lists its product as uncharacterized. The transcript is spliced from 4 exons. The record is from RefSeq and is a predicted model, not a curated record. Gene Ontology annotation, molecular function: nucleic acid binding. Lineage: Eukaryota; Viridiplantae; Streptophyta; Magnoliopsida; Solanales; Solanaceae. The coding region runs from base 1 to 798 and encodes 265 amino acids.